UUGCCAGACAUCAAACGUCAAAAUCGCAAAGAAAUUUCCAAUUUGUGAUUUGUGCAAUUUAACAAAAAAUUGCAGAUUCUUCACAUCUUGAAUAAAAUAAUUGCUUGUUUCUAGCAUAAAUAUGGCUUUAAGAACUACUACCGUCUUAUGCAGCAGUCUCAAAAAGUGGGCAUACAAUGCUGCUGGAUUCAACAAAUAUGGAUUAAUGCGCGACGACUGCUUGUAUGAGAAUGAGGAUGUGAAGGAAGCACUCCGUCGUCUACCUGACCAUGUGGUAGAUGAACGUAACUUCAGAAUGAUUCGGGCUGUCCAACUCUCCAUUCAGAAGAGCAUCUUGCCCAAGGAGGAGUGGACAAAGUACGAAGAAGACAAGCUCUACCUUACACCCAUUGUAGAACAAGUCAAGAAGGAGAGAGAGGAACGUGAGAAAUGGGAGAGUGAAUAUUAAAUUAUUCUUAGUACAAUUAUUAUUAUUUAACAAUUAAAGUGAGAUAGCAA
Molecule: messenger RNA, 498 nt
Organism: Aricia agestis (brown argus)
Lineage: Eukaryota; Metazoa; Arthropoda; Insecta; Lepidoptera; Lycaenidae
Gene: Uccr
Product: cytochrome b-c1 complex subunit 7-like
Exons: 3
Coding region: 122-448 (108 amino acids)
Biological process (GO): mitochondrial electron transport, ubiquinol to cytochrome c
Source: RefSeq, a predicted model, not a curated record